AGUGACGUCCCUUGGGACACAGGAAGGGAAAAUAGCUGGCGCUUCAACUCUAAGAAGCAGGCUACGCUCAACUGGUGCGAGUAGAAAAAACAGAAGUUUCGUCUUUACCUGGUUGACAGUCUCAAUUAAACCAUCUGAAUGGAUUCCGUUGACUCAGUGUUCUACUCAGAACGCCUGGGUCCUUCCAGUAACCCUUUGCUGGACCAGCUACCCAGCUACCAGUCCCUCCUGUACCGUAGGAAGUCCUCAGCCACAGGCAGCACGAAGAGAAGAGGCAGCUCUCGCAGACACUUAAGCUCGUCUUCCAGCUGGAAAUGGAAAGGGGACAAAGUGGAGGAGAAACCAAAGGCUGUCGCUCAUCAGAGGCUCAUCUGCGAGCUGCCCAAGACUAUGGAGGAGAAACGCAGAGACAAUGUGCAGCGCAUGGAGCAGGCUCGGGACCUGAGCAGCUGGAAGCAGUGGCGCCAGAACACACACCACUCCCUGAAGAGGCUGAAGGAAGACUGUAUGGAGCUGCUGAGAAGGCUGAAGCUGUGGAGAGGAGACAUCCACGUCAUAGAGGGGAUGUUUGGCACUGGGAUCCUGUCUUACUUCUCCUUCCUGCGCUUCCUGGUGCUGCUCAACUUCGUCAUCUUCCUCCUGAUGUUUUGCUUCAUCAUGUUGCCCAUCAUCAUCGCACCCCAUACUUCAGGAAACGCCACCUUCGACCUCUACAAUGGACAUGAAUGCAGUAACUACCCCAGCACGUCUCGUCGUGGACUGGUUGUGUUCCAUCAGUAUAUCACAGACCUACUGUCAGGGACGGGCUUUCUGGAAGAAACCUACCUCUUCUACGGCUACUAUAAGGUGGAAUCCAUAUAUUUCCCUAAGUUCUCCUAUAAUCUCCCCUUGGCCUACCUGCUCGUCACUAUUACCUACCUCUUCCUGAGUCUCAUUUGGAUUGUGAAAAGGUCGGCGGCCGGUUUCAAAAGGAAUCUGGUGCAGGAUGAGGACCGCUUCCAGAGCUUUUGCAACAAGAUCUUCGCCGGCUGGGACUUCUGCAUCACCAACGAGACCGCCGCCCGGCUGAAGCAGAGCAGCCUGCUGUACGAGCUGAAGACCGACCUGGAGGAGGAGCGGAUCAAGCAGAAGAUCGCCGACCGCACGCGCAGAGAAAAGUGCCGGAUAUACGUGCUGCGGCUGGUCCUCAACUUGUUCGUGGUGGCCGUGCUAGCUGCCUGCUUCUAUAGCAUCUACAGGGCCACCAUCUGCUCACAGGAGUCCCAGAUUCAUCCACCAACCAACUUCGUCCUGAAACUGAUCUUUGAGUACCUCCCCUCCAUCGUCAUCACUCUGGCCAACUUCAUCACCCCGCUCAUGUUCACCCUCAUCAUCCAGUUUGAGGACUACUCUCCUGCCUUUGAGAUUCGCUUCACACUGAUGAGGUGUGUAUUCAUGCGUUUGGCCAGCAUUGGGGUUCUGCUAUUCUCCCUCUGGUCUCAGAUCACUUGCGAUUUAGGACCCAACUGUCCCUGUGAAUACAAGCACUCCGACUACCCGUGCUGGGAGUCCCGCGUGGGUCAGGAGAUGUACAAACUCACGAUCUUCGAUUUCAUCAUCAUCGGCGCCGUCACCAUCUUUGUAGAGUUUCCAAGGAAGCUGAUUGUGACGUACUGUGACUGCGGCUUGGCCAAGUGGUGGGGUCAGCAGGAGUUUGCCAUUCCCCAGAAUGUGCUUGAGAUUGUGUACGGCCAGACCAUCUGCUGGAUCGGCACAUUCUACUGUCCCCUGCUCCCAGCCAUCUGCACCAUCAAGUACUUCAUCGUCUUCUACAUCAAAAAGAUGACCCUGGUAAAGAACUGUCGGCCAGCCACACGCCCCUUCCGGGCCUCCAGCUCAAAUUUCUUCUUCCUGGUGGUGCUGCUGAUUGGCCUGGCGCUGGCCUGCGUGCCUGUGAUUUUCAGCAUCGCACAGAUAAACUCCUCCCGCGCAUGCGGCCCCUUCAUGAACUACACCAAGUCGUGGGAGGUGGUCCCGGAGGCGGUGUCCCAGCUGCCCGGGGGCCUGCCCACCUUCUUCUUCGCCCUGUCUUCAGAAGCCUUCGCCGUCUCCUUCUUUGUGGUUACGUGCCUGGCCAUGUUUUACGUGAUUGCGCUGGCUGGAGCCCACAAGCGUGUGGUGGAUCAGCUGAGGGAGCAGCUAGCCAUGGAAGGGAGAGACAAGCGCUUCCUGAUCCAGAAGCUGUGCCAGGCGCAGAGGACGUCCGUCAGGUCUGCGGGGGUGCAGUCUCACGCGGACAGGGACCGCCAGAGUAACCGCGGCGCCCAAAACCACGACGACCCCGGGGGGGUGUUCCUGGCGCAGCCUCCGGUCUCCGCCACGCACUCAGGCAUGGGCGUACUGUGGAUUUUGUUAGGUGUAUUGGCUUCCCAUUUGACCGCCCUUAAAGCGGAUGAUAUCGUUGUGGGCUGCGGUGGAUUCGUGAAGUCGGAGGUGGAAAUCAAUUACUCACUAAUCGAGAUAAAAUUAUACACAAAGCAAGGCUCCUUGAAGUACCAGACAGACUGUGCUCCAAUCAAUGGCUACUUUAUGAUCCCUCUCUAUGACAAGGGAGACUUUAUCCUGAAGAUUGAACCACCACUUGGGUGGAGCUUUGAGCCUACCAGUGUAGAUCUCCAUGUGGAUGGUCUGAAUGACAUCUGCACCAAAGGAGAAGACAUUAACUUCGUAUUCACCGGCUUCUCUGUGUUGGGAACGGUGCUGAGUAAAGGGCAGCAGCUGGGUCCGGCUGGGGUGGAGGUGAACCUGCGCAGAGCUGGAGCUGAAUCCAGCCUGCAGACCGUGCUCACACAGCCAGGAGGAAAGUACACCUUCUUUAAAGUUCUGCCAGGAAAUUAUGAUAUCACUGCAGCCCAUGCAUCAUGGACUCUGGAGCAGAGCGCAACAGUGGUGCACGUGUCCAAUGCCAACGCCCCUGCCGCAGCGCACCUAGUGGUGGGAGGGUACGACGUGUCCGGGGAGGUGCGCAGCGAUGGAGAGCCCAUGAAAGAGGUCACCUUUCUGCUGUUCUCAGCCACUGUCAAGCAAGAGGACAUCACGGGGUGCAGCACGGCCCCCGUGGAGGGCUCUCAGUCAGUCGAAGACUCCCUGUCCUACCUGUGCAGUGUUCUGUCCCGGGAAGAUGGCACCUUCACCUUCCCCUCUCUGGCCAGCGGAGAGUACACAGUGAUACCUUUCUACCGGGGAGAGAGAAUCACCUUUGAUGUUGCCCCAUCACGGAUGGAGUUCAAGGUGGAGCACAACAGCUUAAAACUGGAACCAAUCUUCCGUGUGAUGGGCUUCUCUGUGACCGGCAGGGUGCUCAACAGCCCUGACGGGGAGGGCGUGCCCGAUGCCACGGUAACCCUCAACAACCAGAUCAAGGUGCUGACCAAAGAGGACGGAUCUUUCCGUCUGGAGAACAUGACAGCUGGGACCUACACCAUCCGCACGCACAAGGAGCUCAUGUUCUUUGAGCCGAUCACUGUGAAGAUUGCCCCUAACACGCCUCAGCUGCCUGACAUCAUCACAGCAGGGUUCAGCGUGUGCGGUCAGAUUUCCAUCACCCGGCUGCCCGAGGGCAUGAAGCAGCAGGGGCGCUACCGCGUGACCCUCACGCCCCGCGGACAGGACAAAGCCGCCGGCCGCGCCACCGACUCCGACCCCCAGGGGGCCUUCUGCUUCCAGGCCAGGCCGGGAGACUACAGCAUCCAGGUCUCCCUCCCGGACGCGGAAGUGAAGGCCGGCCUGGCGCUGCAGCCUCAGUCUCUGGACGUGUCCCUGGUCGACCGGCCUCUGUCCGACGUGCACUUCACGCAGUUCAUGGCCUCCGUGUCGGGAAAGGUCACCUGCUUGGUGGCCUGUGGUGACCUGACGGUGACCCUGCAGUCUGUCAGUCGACAGGGAGAGAGGCGCAGCGUGCAGCUCUUGGAGAAGGCCGAGUCUCUCGCCUUCGCUUUCGACAACGUCCUUCCUGGAAAGUACAAAGUGAGCAUCUCCCAUGAGGAGUGGUGCUGGAAGCACAAGUCGGUGGAGGUGGAGGUGCUGGACGCGGACGUGCCGACUGUGGAGUUCAGACAGACGGGCUACAUGCUGCGCUGCUCCCUCUCCCACGCCAUCACUCUGGAGUUCUUCCAAGACGACAGCAUGCCUGAGAAUGUGGGAAUUUACAACCUCUCUAAGGGAGUAAACCGCUUCUGCCUCUCAAAGCCAGGUGUGUACAAAGUGACCCCACGAUCCUGCCACCAGUUUGAGCAAGAUUAUUACACCUAUGACACCUCCGCCCCCAGCAUCCUCACCCUGACUGCAGUCAGGCACCACAUGACCGGACUCAUCACCACUGACAAGAUCCUGGAUGUCACUGUCACCAUCAAGUCCUCCAUUGAGAGCGAACCGGCCUUGGUCCUGGGGCCCCUGCGGUCCCAGGAAGAGCAGCGGCAGGAGCAGCAGCUGCAGGAGAUCGAGCUGCGCAGGCAGGAGAGGGAGCGGCGGGGAGAGGAGGAGGGCAAGGAGAGCCCCCCGGUGCAGGAGAAAGCAGAGGACCUGAAGGGGCCCUUUCACUACGAGUUCUCCUACUGGGCCAGGGCUGGGGAGAAGGUCACCGUCACACCCUCUUCCAAGGAGCUUCUCUUCUACCCCCCUGAAGUGGAGGCCACCAUCACUGGAGAUGGCUGCCCAGGACGGCUGGUGGACAUCGCCGGGCGGGCCGGACUGUUCCUGGAAGGACAGGUGUCCCCUGAACUGGAGGGUGUGGAGAUAUCCAUCAGUGAGAGAGGAGCAGCCACACCCCUCAUCACUGUGGCCACCAAUGAGAAGGGAGCAUACAGUGUGGGGCCGCUGCACAGUGACCGGGAGUAUGACGUCAGCGCCGGCAAAGAGGGCUUCGUGCUGACGCCAGUGGAGGGCACAAAGGGAGACUUCAAGGCCUUCGCCCUGGCAGGAGUCACCUUCGAGAUUAAGGCAGAAGAUGGUCAGCCCCUCUCUGGGGUCCUGCUCUCUCUCAGUGGAGGACAGUUCCGCUCUAACCUGCUCACCCAGGAAUCCGGCCUCCUCACCUUCAACAACCUGAGCCCCGGUCAGUACUACUUCAAGCCCAUGAUGAAGGAGUUCCGCUUUGAGCCUGCCUCUCAGAUGAUCGAGGUGGAAGAAGGCCAGACGCUCAACAUCGCCAUCGCCGGCUACAAGACCGCGUACAGUUGCUACGGCGCUGUGCAGUCUCUGAGCGGCGAUGCGGAGCAGGGCGUGUCCGUGGAGGCGGUGGGCCAGGGAGAGUGCAGCCUGUACAGCGAGGACACUGUGACGGACGAGGAGGGCCGCUUCAGGCUGCGCGGGCUGCUGCCCGGGUGUAAAUAUCUGAUCCAGCUGAGGGCUGAAGGUAACGACCACAUAGAGAGGGCCCUGCCCCAGCACCGAUCUGUGGAGGUGCGGAGCAGUGACAUCGAGGGCGUGAACAUCAUCGCUUUCAGGCAGAUCAAUCAGUUUGACCUGAGUGGAAACGUUAUCACUUCCCCAGAGCACCUUCCCACUCUCUGGGUGAAGCUGUAUAAGAGUGAUAACCUGGACAACCCCAUCAACACCGUGUCCCUGGGCCAGUCGCUGUUCUUCCACUUCACCCCGCUGCUGCGGGACGGGCUGAGCUAUGUGCUGAUGCUGGACUCCACCCUGUCCCGCUCGCAGUACGACUUCUCUCUGCCCCAGAUCUCCUUCACUGCUACAGGAUAUCACAAACAUGUCACUCUGACCUUUAACCCCACCCGCAAAGUGCCCGACCAGGACGUGGCUCAGGGCUCCUACAUCGCCCUGCCCCUCACGCUGCUCCUGCUCCUGGCUGCUUACAACCACGAGAAGGUCAUCCCCUUCCUGCUGCAGCUGGUGAACCGGGUGCAGGGGGUCCGAGGGCUGGCCCAGGCCGGCGGGGACACCAUGGCCCUGGAUGAGGCCAAACGCCAGGCCAAGAGGCAGAAGACCAGGCGCAUCUGAGGAGUCUGAGGAGGACCACAGACUCCUCCCACUUUUCCAGAGUGGGUGGGGACCUGAACGGCGGACGCUCUCACAUUACCUCAUAGGCAGAUGGACUGAUGGGACUGAUAUUGUCAGCUUGGAUUCGAUGCUGGGGCUGGAAUGGUGCCCAGGCGAGAUUGUCGUAAAGUGGCCUCUGUGAGACACUCGCUCCUGUGAGGUGUGCCUCUCGUUUCAGAAGAACAUGUGUUAUACUCUCUGAAGAAUCCAUACUGCCAAUAUGAGGCUUUUCUAAUGCUUUUUUUAUUACUUGAUAUCUGAGCCCUUUUUAACAAGUGUCAAGUGAUGCAGGAAGACGACAAGGAAUGGAAUUCCUGUUCCAGUGUUUGGCAUUGUCUGUAGAAUAUGGGGUGGGAUAAUAGGGUGUGUGUGUAUGUCUGUGUGUGUAUUUGGUUAUAUGAAAUGGGGCGGUUAAAGUAAAUGGCAGGUAUAGAAAUGAUCACAAACAAUCAUGAAAGCGAUUAGUUUUGGGUUAUAGACAUGGUAGGAUGCAAAUUUGAGAAACUAAUUUAUUACCAUUAGGUGUUUAGAUCCAGUUGUGACCUGUUUAGUGUGAGGCCACUCCAGGAGUCCUUCCUUGCGGGGUGAUGUCGCUCUGCGGUCCUAACAGCAGGGGGAGUUUGUGUGUGCGAGUCUGCCUGUGAUUCCGACCACUCACCUUGCAGAACCUUGCAUGUCAAAAUGUGUGUGGACACAACUCAAACCUACCCUUACCUUUUUUCCCCUCGCGAAAUUAAUGGGGUAUUUUAUUUUAUAUGAUUAAUGUGUCUGUCAUGCAGCAGUAAAAAAUGAUUUUGCAUUUGAGGUUGAGUUGCUUAUGAAGGUGGCGAGUGCAAGAGUAGCCAGUGGCACUUCCUGUACUGGAAUGAUGGAGUGAUGGUCUGGGGUAAUGGGACUGGCAGGACGGAGGGGAGGGGAGGGGAGGGGGGAGUAAUCUUAAAUUAUGUCAAGAUUUGAUUAUGUUGAGAUAAUAAAAUCGCUAAAAACCCUUAA
This is a messenger RNA of Anguilla anguilla (European eel), 7029 nucleotides long. It is a transcript of the gene nomo, whose product is annotated as nodal modulator. Gene Ontology annotation, molecular function: carbohydrate binding. Gene Ontology annotation, cellular component: endoplasmic reticulum membrane. The transcript is spliced from 47 exons. Bases 139 to 5997 code for a protein of 1952 amino acids. NCBI's taxonomy places the organism in Eukaryota, Metazoa, Chordata, Actinopteri, Anguilliformes, Anguillidae. The record is from RefSeq and is a predicted model, not a curated record.